Rubroshorea leprosula is the source of this 819-nucleotide messenger RNA. The record is from the annotation of a GenBank genome assembly. Lineage: Eukaryota; Viridiplantae; Streptophyta; Magnoliopsida; Malvales; Dipterocarpaceae.
AUUCAAAAUAGGGGAGGAUUUCAUGCUACAAAUGGCGGGAAUGUACAUCAAAUAUGGUGGGAGGACGAUGGAAGAAUUCAACAACAAUGUCAAGAAGGAGAUAGAUAGCUUGAGGAAGUGCUAUGACCUCAGUGAAAUAGAGAAAUGGAAUGAUGAGGAGUUGGCCUGGAUGUUCCUUUUAGAUGGCUGUGCAUUGUUGCAAUUCAUUUUCCUUGAUGUGAAGGAUAAGUGGAAGGACUUGGGUCGUAAGAAUGAUCGUGUCGCCUUUGCGAAACUUGAUAUAUUCUUACUUGAGAAACAACUGCCCUACCAACUCCUUGAGAUGUUGAUAGGCUUGUGCAACCCAAGUGAAGAAGGAGGAGCAAAUCGUAGGAUGGAAUUGAAGGAUUCCAUCACCGAAUUCCUCAACAAGAGUUUCCUGAAUCCAGUCAAGCAGCAACAACACCAUGCUCAGGAUUAUUCUCUGAUUCAUCAUCCUCAAGAGCAGCCACAAGAAAAACAACCGUCUGGUCAUCCUCCUGCCGAACAGCAACAAAUUGAAAUUGAGGUUGAUUCUGAAGAAGGAGAGCCUGCUCAUCUUCUGGCACUGUUGCGAAGAAGACUGAUAGGAGACAAAUCAAAAGAGAAGGGUGAGAAUCAAAAACAGGAUAAGAAAUCACCUUCGCAACAGCGUAAUGAAAAGGAUGGUUUGCGUCGGAGACUGAUGAAUUUGAAGUGCUCUCCUGUUGAUAGACACUGGCACACAUUUCGCCGCGUAAAGGAGCUGCAAGACUAGGGUAUUCAUUUUAACGCGAGGAAAAAUAUAGGUGUCGUCACAGA